AAAAAUCUGUCAAUUUUUGUUAAAUGUAACAUGGUUAGGCAUUAUAUUAGAAAAACUGAACGUUGUAUGUAUCCAGAUGGUUACAUUUUGAAAGCUGUCACGAAAGUUGUUGCUGAGAAUCAAAAAGUGUGUGAUGUUUCCAAAGCAACCUCCAUCCCAAAAAGAUCUCUUCUGAGAUAUGUUAAAAAUUUCUUGGCUGUUGGAAUUAAAGAUGAAGCUGAAGCAACUACAAUCAUUGGGGGUCACCAAAAACCUCGUAAGGUUUUCAAAAGCAAACAAGAAAGCAACCUUAGCAAUUACGUCAAAAGGGCUAGUGACAUUAAUCAUGGAAUCACUACCACAGAGUCACAGACAUGAGAAGAUUGGCUUAUCAGUACGCUACCCAAGAAAAAUGUAUUGUCCCUCCCCGUCUGCCUUGCAGUAUCUACCACAGGGAAGUCCAUUCCACCACUCUUUGUCUUUCCACGAGUUCAUUUUAAGGAAUAUUUCCUCAAUGGUGCCCCUCUUGGUUCUGUUGGAUCAGCCAAUAAGUCUGGCUGGAUAUGUCAGACAAAGAUUUCGUUUUGUUCAUCAUCGAGACCAACAACACCAGCAAAAAUCACGUCUGGGUUUAGAGUGGCUGGGCUAGUCCCAUUUAAUAGAUUUAUCUUCGAUGGUGACGUCGACUUUGCUCCAUCUUUCGUCACGGAUCGUCCUUUUAAUUCAUCACCAGUCCCAUCUUCAUAGAAACCCAGCAUCCAACGAUAACAUCGUCCAAGAAGGCCAAACUCCCG
Molecule: messenger RNA, 773 nt
Organism: Daphnia pulicaria
Lineage: Eukaryota; Metazoa; Arthropoda; Branchiopoda; Diplostraca; Daphniidae
Exons: 4
Coding region: 179-628 (149 amino acids)
Source: RefSeq, a predicted model, not a curated record